GCUUACGACGUCGUGAAAGCCAAUUCGCAAAUGCAAUCCAAUAUUUGAUGUGUGCAGUAAUUGAAAGCAGAAACCGUUGACCGUACAUAUCUAUUCACUCUCCCUCUGCCUCUCCCACCACCAAAAAUCACAAGCUCCGCCGCCGGUAAACGCUCCAAGAUCCGCCAUUUCGAGCUUCCACCUGCAAAAGGAGCUCAAUUUCAACGGUUUUGUCUUGUAAAUGGGGGAAAUUAGAAGAUGAAGGUGACGAUAGAGACAGGUGCCAGCCACCAAAUCCAGUCCCCUCGAAACCCUUCAGAUCUUCCCGAGAAGCCCGGGUUCCCUCCGCGCAAGCCGCCGCGCCGCAAGGCCCACUCCGGAGUCCGUUUGAGGAGGGAAUCCGGAGCUCCGACUACGAAGCGGAGCAGCCGACCCGAAACCCCUUUGCUCAGGUGGAAGUUCGAUGAGAAUAAUGUAGCUGCGGAUGGGGAGGAGGAGAAGGCCGGGGAAGCCGUCCGGAACGGCCGUCGGAGGAAUAGGGCUGGGGUUUCCUCUAGGAAGCUAGCCGCCGGGUUGUGGCGGCUGCGGCUGGCGGAGCUGCAGGAUAAUGUCGCCCAAGGAGGAUUAGGGAUUCAGUCUGGAGGUGGCCAUUUCGGAGCCUCUAUCCAUUGUCAUCACGCAGACAAAGUGCAUCAUUCUCCUGCUGAGGAUCCCGACUCUCCACAGUCCGUCUCUGGUCCAAAACACUCCCUUCUCUACAAGUUUGAACCUUCUUUUCAAUUUCCGAAUUAUGCGAUGGAGGGUGCGACAAAGUGGGAUCCUGAUGGUUGGAAAGUAUCGGAGGAAGUGAAGAAUAUAUUCGGCCCAACAAAGCCUAACGAUGAGCACCGAGCAAGUUCUGCUAAAGUAAUAUCUGCACUCAAGGAAGAGCUGGAGCAGGCUAGAGCAAGAAUCAACGAGCUUGAAACUGAUCGCAGAUCUUCAAAGAAGAAACUAGAACAAUUCUUGCGUAAACUCAGUGAGGAAAGAGCUGCAUGGCGGAGCAGAGAACACGAAAAAGUUCGUGCUAUUAUAGAUGACAUGAAAGCUGAUGUUACCAGGGAAAAGAAGAACCGGCAAAGGCUGGAGAUCGUCAAUUCUAAGCUGGUCAACGAGUUAGCUGAUGCCAAGCUAUCGGCCAAGCGUUACCUGCAUGAAUAUGAGAAGGAAAGGAAGGCCAGAGUACUGAUAGAGGAGGUUUGCGAUGAGCUAGCGAAAGAGAUUGGAGAAGACAAGGCUGAAGUGGAAGCAUUAAAGAGAGAGUCGAUGAAACUUCGGGAGGAAGUGGAUGAAGAGAGGAAGAUGUUGCAAAUGGCUGAGGUUUGGCGCGAGGAACGGGUUCAAAUGAAAUUGGUCGAUGCCAAGGUGAUGCUCGAAGAGAAGUACUCCCAGAUGAACAGGCUUAUAGCGGAUCUUGAACCGUUCCUGAACUCUAGAUCAGAUUCGCAGGAGAUGAAGAAAGCAGAAUUUUUACGGCAGGCAGCCGCCUCUCUUAACAUACAAGACGUUCGUGAUUUAACGUACGAGCCCCCGAACUCUGACGACAUUUUCUCCGUCUUUGAAGAUGUCAAUUUCGGCGAAUCCAAUGAGAGAGAGGUCGAGCCAAGCGUUGGCUACACCCCUGCGAGUCAUGCCUCCAAGAUACACACAGUGAGUCCUGAAAUAAAGAUGCUCAACAAAGACGGCGCUCACAGGAGUUCCAAUGUAUAUAUGAACCAGAGUGACGAGCUAGAAGAGGACGCGAGCGAGUGGGAAACCGUGAGCCACCCUGAGGAUCGGGGCUCAAGUUACUCACCAGACGGAAGCGACCCUUCUGUCAACAAGAAUUUCCAGGCCAGCAACGUCCCAAUGAAUGGGAUGGAAUGGGACAAAGAUGGAGGGCAGGAGACGCCAAUAAUGGAAAUCAGCGAAGUGGACUCAGCAAGACUGAGGCAGUUGAAGAGGGUCUCUUCAAUAUCUAAACUAUGGAGGUCGUGCCCGAGCAACGGUGACAAUUACAAGAUCAUAUCAGUCGAUGGAAGGCUCUCGAAUGGUAGGCUUUCUAAUGCAGGUAUCAUGUCACCUGAUCACGGCUCAGCAAAAGCUUGCCUUAGCCCCCAAGAUUUGUCGGGGCAGUGGAGCUCGCCCGACUCAGGAAACCCACACGUGAAUCGUGCUAUGAAAGGGUGCAUUGAAUGGCCACGCACCGGGCAGAGGAAUAGUUUGAAGGCGAGACUGCUCGAGGCGAGAAUGGAGAGCCAAAAGGUCCAGUUGCGCCAGGUUUUGAAGCACAAGAUUUGAAACUCCUAUAAAUGGUAACUUGUCUUCCGCCAGCUCGACCACAGGCAUCUCCACCGGGGGCUCGGAUCAUGCGUUAAAUGGAUCUUGCUUGUCGGCAUUCGCAAAGCUAAGGUAUGGAUUAUUAUGAGGUAUUCCGUGUUAGGAGAUAGCAAUUUUGCUGAUGAGCAGCCUAAGCAAAUGGCGGUAUUUAUUAGUUACUAUGAUGUAAACAUUGUAUCUGUAAUUUGGCUGCAGACAGUCUGCUCUGCUCUGCUCUGCUCAGUUAGUUGCUUCUUUUCCCAAGCCUUGUUGUGUUGUCUACUAUUGGAAUGGAAUCUUUUUCAUGUCCAAAAACUGCUCUCUUGUUAUUAGCAUCAUGGGACAUGGAGGAAGAGGGAAAUAACAUCAUGUUCUACUGAGAUAACUGUAAUUUUAUUCUUAAAUUUUUAAAUCAUUGAAUAAUGUCUCAAUCUUUCGAUUUGGUGCAAAUUUUGUUCCUUUGUA
Messenger RNA from Salvia splendens (bonfire salvia), 2781 nucleotides. RefSeq lists its product as uncharacterized. The record is from RefSeq and is a predicted model, not a curated record. NCBI's taxonomy places the organism in Eukaryota, Viridiplantae, Streptophyta, Magnoliopsida, Lamiales, Lamiaceae. The transcript has 3 exons. The coding region runs from base 238 to 2298 and encodes 686 amino acids.